This is a messenger RNA of Pedinophyceae sp. YPF-701, 282 nucleotides long. The record is from the annotation of a GenBank genome assembly. Lineage: Eukaryota; Viridiplantae; Chlorophyta; Pedinophyceae.
AUGCGGCCGCCCUCAUCGGGCCCGCCGCACUACGCGUCCCGGGAUGUGCUAGGCGGGGCGAUGGACGCGGAGGGGGAGGAGAUGGGCCCCAUGCCGGACGACGUGGACUUCGACGACUUCAAGAAGCCGCUGGUUCACGCAACGAUGGUCACCGAGCUGCGCCGGUGCGCGCAAGUCAGCAACGACGCGCUGCUGGCCAAGGUGCACGACCGACCCAAGGUCGACGCGAUGCUCGAGAACGGCAAGGCCCAGGCACACGCGCAGAGGAACCGCGCCAAGUAA